Lodderomyces oxycetoniae is the source of this 1416-nucleotide messenger RNA. RefSeq names its product protein farnesyltransferase (gene RAM1). Gene Ontology annotation, molecular function: protein farnesyltransferase activity. Gene Ontology annotation, cellular component: protein farnesyltransferase complex. Gene Ontology annotation, biological process: protein farnesylation. The record is from RefSeq and is a predicted model, not a curated record. Lineage: Eukaryota; Fungi; Ascomycota; Pichiomycetes; Serinales; Debaryomycetaceae. Bases 1 to 1416 code for a protein of 471 amino acids. The transcript has a single exon.
AUGAAAUACAAGAGGAGGACGAAAUCUCAGAUUGAGUAUUUAUUAACUCUUCUCGGUCGAAAACGAACUAUUAUUGAACAAGAACUCGAUAAUAGCAAUAGUGAGUUGGAAAAUCAAGAUAUAGAUAUAAUGCAAGUCUCAUCUUGGAAUAUGGCUUACAACGAGAAUGUCAUCUCUUUCUCGCCUUAUACUUCGCUAACUACAGAGACCCAAAAGGGAACAACAGAGGAAAUUUUGGAAACGUACUCAAUGGUGCCUUCAUUGAGUUUCCGCAGAAUGGAUCAUUUGAAAUACGUGAUUAAAAAACUAACUAGUCCCAUGAUGGCAGCUUACAAGUCAUUGGAUGCAAAUCAUCCAUGGAUGAUGUAUUGGCUACUAAAUUCUAAUUGUGUUAUCAAACAAAAGACCAAAAAAUUUUCCAUCACUGAUGAGAUUCUUGAUUUGGUGAAUGACAAAAUACAAAGAUGUAUAGUUGAUAACGGGAAUGGUGGUAUAGCUGGUGGUGCUAAUCAAAUAGGUCAUGUGGCUUCAUCGUAUGCUGCUAUAUUGACACUAGUGCUUACUAAGAAUUAUAAACUACUCGAAGAAAUCAAAGAUGGAAUAUACUCUUGGCUUUUAAGUUUAAAAACUCGACAAUUGAAUGGGUUUUCAUUUAUAAUGCAUGAAAAUGGAGAAUUCGAUACAAGAUCAACAUAUUGUGUUCUUGUAAUAGCAUCUUUAUUGAAUAUUUUGACAGAUGAGCUCAUCGAAGGUGUCGAAGAAUGGAUUCUACUGUGUCAAACAUAUGAAGGUGGCUUUGGUGGUACCCCGUAUACCGAAGCCCAUGGUGGAUACACAUUUUGUGCUAUGGCCUCAUUGAUGUUGCUUAAUACCAGUGGUGACGAAAUCAAAAGAAAGAUUGAAUUUGACAAAUUUGUCCAUUGGUGUGUACAUCGCCAAACUAUAGAAGGUGGAUUUAACGGGAGAAGCAAUAAAUUGGUAGAUGCAUGCUAUUGUUUUUGGAUUGGUGCUUUAUUUCCAAUGAUUGAUAUAUUACAGAAAGAUUCAAAGAAUGGCGUUGCUGUCGCUGCCGCUCGUGAUGUUUUUGAUAAAGAAGCAAUGAUGAACUAUUUGUUAAGAGUUGCCCAGGUUGAAGAUGGUAAAGGUGGAUUUAGAGAUAAACCAGGUACAAAUGCCGAUUUUUAUCAUACAAAUUAUAGUCUAUGUGGAUUAAGUUUAUUUGAGCAUGAAUAUUUGUUAAAGGAGAGCGACGAGUUUGAGAAGUUGGCAUUUAGAUUUGAAUGCAACAGAGGUGAUAAUGAUAAUGACGAUGACGAUGACGAUGACGAGAUUGGUCAAUAUACUCAUUCAAUAAAUCCCGUUUUCGGAGUUCCCAUAAAGUUUCUUAUGGAUUGUCAAAAUCAUUUCAAAAAAUAG